CUGAUACCUCGAAUUAUACCUGACUGUAUUUUACUGAUACCUCGAAUUAUACCUGACUGUAUUUUACUGAUACCAAGAAUCAUACCUGACUGUAUUUUACUGAUACCUCGAAUUAUACCUGACUGUAUUUUACUGAUACCUAGAAUUAUACCUGACACCAUUUUACUGAUACCAAGAAUCAUGCCUGAUUCUAUUUUACUGAUACCUCGAAUUAUACCUGACUGUAUUUUACUGAUACCAAGAAUUAUACCUGACUCUAUUUUACUGAUACCUCGAAUUAUACCUGACUCUAUUUUACUGAUACCAAGAAUUAUACCUGACUCUAUUUUACUGAUACCUCGAAUUAUACCUGACUGUAUUUUACUGAUACCAAGAAUCAUACUUGACUGUAUUUUACUGAUAUCUAGAAUUAUACCUGACUGUAUUUUACUGAUGCCUCGAAUUAUACCUGACUGUAUUUUACUGAUACCAAGAAUUAUACCUGACUCUAUUUUACUGAUACCUCGAAUUAUACCUGACUGUAUUUUACUGAUACCAAGAAUCAUACUU
This is a messenger RNA of Lottia gigantea (owl limpet), 549 nucleotides long. RefSeq lists its product as hypothetical. The transcript has a single exon. Lineage: Eukaryota; Metazoa; Mollusca; Gastropoda; Lottiidae. The annotation marks the transcript as partial. The record is from RefSeq and is a predicted model, not a curated record.